ACCGUCAAUUUCGAACCGGGCGGGAUCGAGAAGAUUCCAGAACCAGAAGCACAUCCGCCUCAAACACGACAAACCCCCCCUACCCUGUUCAUCUUCGAGAGAUUCCUCCCAAUCCCGAGCAGAAUCCCCCGCCCCGGCGAAUCCGCGCGGCGCUCGAGUGAAUUUGACUAGCUAGUAGCCACGCAUGAAGCCAGAUGGUGAAACUCAGCUUCGUCCUACAGCUGCUGGACAUCCAGAUCCUGGUUUGGGCACAUCAUCUGCAGAAUACGUGGCCUCUCUAGGACCAGCUACAGCUCCAGUAUCUUAUCCAUAUAUCAGUACCUAUUAUGGAGGCACUUAUGGUGCUUAUAGUGGACAACCUCUGGUUAACGCUGCUUUAAUGGCAAUGCCUCCGCAUUCUGUGCCCUUGGUGACCGAUGCUGUUGUAGAGCCCAUAUAUGUCAAUGCAAGGCAGUAUCAUGGUAUAUUAAGGCGGCGCCAAUCUCGUGCAAAAGCUGAAUCAGAAAAUAAGGCCAACAAAAUCCGCAAGCCUUACCUACAUGAGUCCCGCCAUCUGCAUGCUUUGAAAAGGGCAAGGGGGUCCGGUGGUCGAUUUCUCAACUCUAAGGCUGUGGAGGGGAAGCAAGACACUAAAUCUGUAGAUAAAAAGGAUGGAGCUGUGCCAUCUGAGGAGAAGAGAGACAAGAAGUUGGCAAAUAGCAUUAUCAAAUUGGAGAACUCGAGCCCAACAACACAACCAGGUGCAGAUGCGUCCGAUGUUGUAUGAUGCAAAUUUAGCCAAUCCCUCCCUAAUCCAACCAAAUUGCCAGAAUCGAUCGAAUUGUGUGCUUGCUUUCUGUUCGUGACAGUUUAAGUCUGUACAUAGCUGUUAGUUUUGAUGAUUGGAUAAAUCCAUGAUAGUAUAGUGAACAUGUUGUGGGAGCAGUUCAGUGCUAGGGUUUGUUGCUGAGUGUAGAUUAUGAACCUUGUGUCACUGUUGUGUUUUGCUUCUGUUAAUGAAUGGUAGCUUACAAUGGGAACUUUUGUGAA
Messenger RNA from Oryza sativa Japonica Group (Japanese rice), 1029 nucleotides. RefSeq names its product nuclear transcription factor Y subunit A-4. Gene Ontology annotation, biological process: regulation of transcription by RNA polymerase II. Lineage: Eukaryota; Viridiplantae; Streptophyta; Magnoliopsida; Poales; Poaceae. Gene Ontology annotation, molecular function: DNA-binding transcription factor activity, RNA polymerase II-specific. The record is from RefSeq and is a predicted model, not a curated record.